GUCAUGACGUUGCAUGAACAGAGAACAACACUUGAAAUAAAAAAAAUUUUUUAUUAGACAAAAGCUUACAUUACAUGAAGAAUAAUUCUGGUGUCUUGUGAUACUGCCAUCGUGCUGCUCUUUGGCAUUGUCUUGUAGUGGUCUUCUGUGUGUUGGUUUAUCUCCCCGAGCUUGUCAGCUGUUUAUCAACACCAACAACACAAACUCUUGUAAUAAUUUCAAUUUAUCCAUAAGCGUAACGCUCGCUUAUUAAAUUGUCAACACAAUGUCAGUUAACAAUCAUCCUCGAUAAAAAUAAUAAGUAAAAGAAACUCUUUCGAAAUCGUGUGGUGAAAAUCGUAUAUAUACAUAUAUAUAUAUAUAAGUGUACACAUACAUUUAGCUUGUGUAUAUAAAAUAAAAUCAGGGAGUCAUGGUGGAAAAGUCUCCCAGUCAGCUGUAGUCAGCAGUGUUUUGUGCUAACUACAGCGUACUUGUUAAAUUAAACAGUACAAAUAAUAAUUAUUAUUAUUGGAAACAAAUGAUCACCAUCCCAAUCACAAAGAAAAAAUAAGUGGCCUUGAGUGGUGAACCCUGACCAUGCCAAAUUCGACGACAUUUUUGGAGAUACGCUGACCAAUCACUUGUCAUCAGCGCCCACUGCUCUUUAUUGUCCCAAGUUGCCUCUAGGUAUUGUCUAUUGUCAUCUAGAAAAAAAAAAAACAAAAAUAUCUAAAUCCAAUCCUUUGUUCUGACAAAAUGGGCAACUGUCUUAAGAGCAGUGGAGGUGCUCAAAAUGACAACGCGACGUUAUUGAAUAAUAGUCCGGAUCCAGCAACUGGGAGCUUGUCACAAGAUCAACUUAAUUCCCAAGCUAUGCCUUACAAUGAGCUGGUUGACUCGCGUUAUCCAGUCGUUUCGACCCGUGAAAGACACGUGCGAUCAACAGAAUCCAGCAUCGGUGGACUAGGUCAGGGUAUCGGGAUGACAACAGGCAGCAUAAGAGGAACCGGACUGAUAAAUACGGCAGCGAUGAAUGAAGAGGAGCAUCAGAUGCGAAUCGCAAAACGCAUUGGACUGAUCCAGCAUCUGCCAUCGCGAGAGUACGACGGUGCUAAAAAAGGGGAAUGUGUAAUCUGCAUGAUGGAACUGACAAUUGGCGAAGCUGUUCGCUAUCUUCCGUGCAUGCACACUUAUCAUGCAAUGUGCAUCGACGAUUGGCUUCUGCGUUCACUCACCUGUCCAUCGUGCAUGGAGCCCGUUGACGCGGCACUAAUUAAUUCUUAUCACCCAACGACUUAGUUGAUCUAAAUAAAUACUGUCCAAGUACAUAUAUCGAACACGUUUGCCUCCAAGGCCGGUAAAAUUUAAAAAAAGUCGAUAGAUCUUCGAACCAAUCGGGCAAUAGUUGUUCUGUUAUUUUCACCCUCCAAAAUCAUUUAAAUAUUUAAAUUAUCUCUACUCGACUUACUUUUGUAUUCGAUAAAUAACUGCAGGCGGUUUUAUUAUUGACUUUUUAUUAAUUAUUAUUAUUCUGUUUUAAUGAAAAUUUUUUUUAACAUUUAAUUUAAAAAAAAAAAACGAAAAGAAAAUCAUGAUAGGAUGUAAUAAAAUUUAAAUUGAUUUUGGAACGGAAUUUGAAACUCGUACUGUUGUCUAGACAAAUCCUUGAGUAAUUAAAGCAUCACAUAAUCGCGUUAAGGCUUUGGCAUUAUAAUAUCGCUAUGUUUUAACAGGCUUUAUAGAUAAGAAUGAAGUGAAAGAAAUGGAGCUGUGAAAUAGUCGUUUGUUGACUGCAAAUAAAUAUUUAAAAUAACUAAUAGAUAAGUCAAAAAAAAUAAAUAUAUAAGGUAAGAGACCCAGUACCUGAUCAGGGAACUAGUACCCGAUCACUCGGGCAUCUGUAUGUCUAUAUUUACUAAGUUUUACUAAAUAUAGAUAUUCAAAUACAUGGAGUGAUCGAGUACUAGUUCCCUGAUCGGGUACUGGGUCUCUUACUUUACAUAAAUUAUUAGAAAAA
Microplitis mediator is the source of this 1999-nucleotide messenger RNA. It is a transcript of the gene Rnf11, whose product is annotated as RING finger protein 11. Bases 739 to 1281 code for a protein of 180 amino acids. Lineage: Eukaryota; Metazoa; Arthropoda; Insecta; Hymenoptera; Braconidae. The record is from RefSeq and is a predicted model, not a curated record. The transcript is spliced from 3 exons.